UUCAGUCGCUAUGGAUACAGCGUGUGUAGUUAGGCGUCGCUUCUCUCUUGCUUUGUGAGGCGUGCGUGCAUCUCUUGUGGAUUACAGCAUCCUAUCUUCCUUGGCUGUCUGCAACUUUACACGUGCACUCUACGGGAAUUGCAGCAACCAGCGUCCAGCCUGAAUGCUUGCUGUGCUUCAGUUUGUGUUUGUGUGUUCACGUCAUGUGGAUGUUUUAAACGGGACGCCGGCGACAGCACCUCCGACGCUCAACAGUCUGGAAGGAACAGUAUUAUGCGGCUGACCAGCAGUUGGACAUGGACGGACCGUGCCAGAAGUGCGUUGGUCAGUGCACCGCCUUCACGCCGCAUUUCUGGAGAAAAGUGUGCCGCAAUUGCAAGUGUCCACGAGAGGAUCACCAGGAAGGCUCCACUGGACCGGCUAGCCAGGCUGAGGUGGAACGGCUUCUGCAGAAGAGUGCCUCAGCGACUGUUGGAAGCGUCUCUGGCCCAGGUGGUGCGGGGGUACCCGGAAUAAUCCCCACCAGUGGUUCACCCGCUGUACCUCUUGAUCCUGCACAGCGUCAGUCCCAUUCCGAUGACGACAGCGGGUGUGCCCUAGAGGAGUACACUUGGGUGCCGCCAGGACUCAAACCGGAACAGGUGCACUUGUACUUCUCGUCGUUGCCCGAGGCCAAAGUACCGUACGUGAACAGUGUGGGAGAGAAGUACCGUAUCCGUCAGCUGCUGCAUCAACUUCCGCCGCAUGACUCCGAGGUGCGCUACUGCAACGGGCUCUCCGAGGAGGAACGCCGCGAGCUGCGCCUCUUCUCGGCACAGCGUAAGCGCGAGGCCCUCGGCAGAGGAACCGUCCGGCAGCUCCCCGUCGAGCUACCUGUGCCUGUCGUCUGCCAGAAUUGUGAGGAGCCCUUGCAAGGGGCAGACAUGUGCGUACUGGCAUCUCGGGCAGGCCCCAACUGCGGCUGGCAUCCGGCCUGUUUCACCUGCUAUACCUGCAGCGAGCUCCUUGUAGACCUCAUCUACUUCUACAGGGACGGGAAGCUCUACUGCGGAAGGCAUCACGCAGAGAGCCUUAAGCCACGCUGCUCCGCAUGUGACGAGAUCAUCUUCGCUGACGAGUGCACGGAGGCAGAAGGGCAAGCUUGGCACAUGCGCCACUUCGCCUGUUUCGAGUGUGACCGCCAGCUGGGCGGUCAGCGCUACAUCAUGCGCGAUGGACGGCCAUUCUGUCUCCACUGUUUCGAUGCCCUAUUUGCCGAGUACUGCGAUACGUGUGGUGAACCUGUUGGCGUGGACCAGGGCCAAAUGUCUCACGAGGGACAACACUGGCAUGCCACUGACGCUUGCUUCCGCUGUGCCACCUGUACGCAGUCCUUACUUGGGAGGCCUUUCCUGCCACGAAGAGGACUAAUCUACUGCUCCUUACAUUGUAGCAAAUCUGAUCCGAAAACGACUACGAGGCGAAGCAGCUCUCCAACCAACAAGAAAACGAUUAAUCCACCCACUGCACCACAGCUAGCAAUCACGAACACCCCAACAAAAUCCAGCCCACGAGGGAGUCCACAGCAGAGCCCUUUUGCGUACCGGAAGCAGACAGCCGGUACCCGAAGUUACGCUACGCCUCCCCCGUUGCCAGCCACUAGCCCUCCACCGGACGACGACCCACCGAGUCCGACACCCGAAUCCGUUCACCAGCACUCAUUCGAUUCAACGUCAUCGCGAGGCAACUCGGACACAACAGUGACGGUUUGCACCACCGAUUCGCCGCGCACACCCCGACGAACAGAUCUUUCGGAAUCAUCGUCUUCGCGAUUUAGUCCCCUUCCUCCAGUGCGGACCAGUCCGUGUGCUCUGCAAGAAAGGUCGUGUCGGUCGCCUGGAAGUGCCCAAAGCACAGAAGGGGCAACGCAUAAGAAUGGCCCGCUUAAUAAAUCUCCAGGGUUGGUUUCAGAAUCUCCUCUUGCACGGUCGAGGCCAUACGGGACGUCUCUUUGCCAGACUCCACCCAGGCAAGCGGGGUUACUUCCCGUAUCACCAAAUCUCAACAGGAGGAUACCGUCGUCACUUCAAAGCUCACCAACUCCUCCAUAUGCGUCGGGUCUUCCGAUGCAGUCGUCCUCAGCGGCACCGUCCCCAAAGCGUUUCACGUCAGCCAACCUCGGACGGUCUUAUGGAUCGCCACCGCAGCAUUCUGCAGCUCCUCCUCCCAUGCAUGGUGCUCGUCAGAAGACGGUCUUUUCAAGCAGCGCGGAAGGUUCUAUCUUGCCGUCCCGUCAACAAACCCCGCAGGGUUUCGCUUCACAUUCCCCUACGCACCAGGCGCACAACUCACCCUCGAGGUACUCCUCCGAAAUAAUGCCGAUGUUGCCUAUGCCCUCGCCCUCUCAGCUAGUGCGAGGAAUCAUAAGCCAAGGCGAACAGAUGAGGACAAAUGGAUGCCACCAUCAAGCCACGGACCGACAAGUUCUUUACUACAACCAGAGCGUCGUCCCAGUGACAGCCAGCGGCGAAGUUUCCGCCUCUACGCCAUCCAGUGCUAGACGCCGAGAACCAAUUAACAUGUCGGACCUACGGCUAGGUGCCCUUCUCGCGAGUUCCGAGGUAUUUGUGGAAGUCGUCGAAGAAAUUCAGAAUGGGCCUUUUAGUCGUUCGAGCAGCCACCGUUUAUCGGGGUCCCACUUCUCAAUGCCGAACCUGAGUCAAGGACAGGCGUCUUGCGACGUGCAAGACGCAAUCGGUUUACCGGACUCUACUAGUACGCCCGUUGCACAGCCUACUCCGCAGAAGAUGUCCGUACGCUUUGAUCCGAGUCUGGGUCAUCCCGAGAGCGACGUUGAAACGAGGCGAGCGCCGAGGUCGCGGCGGUCUCGACGGCGUCGUGACGACGACGACUCCAGUUCGAGCGAGGGCUACGAUGACACUCGGGUCACCGUGCAUUCUCAGCCGAAAUCUCAUCGAAUGCGACGCAGCAAAAGUUACGGUGGACGCAGCCACGACGGUGCAUCGUCUUCGAAGUGCUGUCAGAGACAAGUGGGUCACGAACAACAUGUAGAUUACGGCGACGACGCGUGCAGUACUUGUUCGAGUUCCAGUUCGGACGAUUUUCCCUACGAGCUCCCACAGCGUAGGGCGUACGGUGGUGCGCGCAUUUCGUAUGUGAGCAGUGAUGCAUUGGCUGUGGCAAGGCAGCGAACAAGGACCAAUUCGGGGGAAAAGAAAGGUCAGCCUGAUAAAAACUGUAUUAUUUCUUGAGGUCACUCGUGAGCCGCGGCUUGUUUCAGUAUUAGGCUGUAGAAGCAGUGUUCAUGGCCCCUUUCGGUGCAGAUUGCCGAAGAUGUGUUGUAGUAUAGGUGAGGGCAAACAUGAACAACUUUGUUUCUUAGGUUAAAUGUAGCGAUCUGCUGAAAUCCUUUGUGUCACGCCGUGCAAGCAACUUGCAGUGCGUUUCUUUUGAGAUAGGUAGGCAGAAUGGUAUCACUUUGUAAACAAUCAUUCAUUGGGAAGAAAAACACUGAACCAUUCUUUGUCUCAGAGCUCACCUUAAUAUCAAUACUGUUCUUCACUUGUACAGAUAGUGAGGUACUGUCCUAUUGUGACCAUAUGUACUAUGUGCAUUGUACAGUAUUUUACGCUUAACGAAAGUACUACUUUUAAUGCGGAGCGUGUCGUUUGCCCUUCAGACUCAAUGUACCUGCAUAAAAGCAUGUUGAUAAGAAAUGUACGCCAUGACACGGUUGAGCCGGACAGUGCUCACAAUCCAUGUCAGUCCCAAAUAAUAAUCGAAAGAAGUAGGUUGCCGUGUGGUUGAGUCACAAAAAAAAAUUGCAAAGUUCAAUUUACUUAAUCUAUGUUGUGCAAGUCACACCACAUAUUUAGUAAAACAGCUAUUGUUAUGACCCCGCAAGGAUGUGUUUCCCAGGAAAUGAAAUACUCAAGAUGCAAAAGUUGGACCUAAGUGAUCCAGUAGGCUAUUGCAUUUACCACAGCCAUUUGUCAGCAGGUGUGCAAAAAUAUGCAACAGGCAGAAGUGAUAGCUUUGAAAUUACAUUAUGUGUGCCCUAAAAGUACAGACAGAUGAAACUAAUUGGGAAUUUAACCACAAAAAUGUGAUAUACAUAUACAGGUUCAGGGGCAGAUCCAGGUCCUCACUUUUUUUGGGGGGAGGGGGGGAGAGAGGGGGAAACUUAAUGUUUAACCUGGUGACUUGGGAGGGCAAUCCCCCUGGAUCUGCCACUGUACUGGUUACAUUUGUUGACUAGCUGUUUUUAAGGUUCAAUGACACAGCUGUUAAAAACCCUUUAUGGAUUUUUCAAAUGAAGAAAAAUGUAAUACAGUCGAACCUCGAUAUAACGAGACUAACGGGGAAUAUUAUUUCUUUCGUUGUACUGAAUAGUUUGUUGUAUCGCGCCUACCAAAAUAUGGCAUCCAGUUGCGGCAGGGAAUGCAAAUUAUUUCGCUGUACUGUGAAUUUCGUUGUAUAACGUCUGGUUAUAACGAGGUUUGACUGUAACUGAUAAUAAUAUUUAAAGGUAGGCUGAGUUUGCAUUGAUGACAAACCUAGAGCCAAGGAUUUUGGAGCGAGCGAGAAGUACCUACUGGAAUUGUCCAUUGCAUGGUGCAUAUAUUGUGAAUAUUGCUUUAUCAUGCUUUCUUUACACCAGAGGUAUAAUUUUACCUUCAGCACAACUCAGGUGCGGUGGAGGAAGUAAGACAUGAAAAUAAAACCAUUUUCAUGAAUUGUCA
This is a messenger RNA of Ornithodoros turicata, 4742 nucleotides long. RefSeq names its product protein prickle-like. The record is from RefSeq and is a predicted model, not a curated record. Bases 297 to 3251 code for a protein of 984 amino acids. Gene Ontology annotation, molecular function: zinc ion binding. The transcript is spliced from 7 exons. Lineage: Eukaryota; Metazoa; Arthropoda; Arachnida; Ixodida; Argasidae.